Molecule: messenger RNA, 522 nt
Organism: Vigna unguiculata (cowpea)
Lineage: Eukaryota; Viridiplantae; Streptophyta; Magnoliopsida; Fabales; Fabaceae
Product: early nodulin-like protein 7
Cellular component (GO): plasma membrane
Molecular function (GO): electron transfer activity
Source: RefSeq, a predicted model, not a curated record
AUGGCUGCCACCAACACUUCUGUUCACGCUUCCAUUCAUUACCACGUUGGUGGUAGCCUCGGUUGGCACCAACCUGACCCCAACAAUACUGAGUUUUAUAGCCAAUGGGCUCAGAGGAACAGGUUUCAAGUUGGUGAUGCUCUCGUUUUUGAGUACCAGAAUGACUCGGUUCUCAGUGUGGAGAAAUUGGAUUACAUGAAUUGUGAUGCAAGUAACCCUAUCACAGCUUUUGACAAUGGUAAGAGCACUUUUAACCUUGACAGGCCCGGGGACUUCUACUUCAUCAGUGGAAACAAUGAACACUGCAAGAAUGGGCAAAGAUUAGACGUGGAUGUGAUUCAUGAACACCGAUUUUCAUCUCCACCACCCAUUUCUCUUCCGCCGCAAGGGCUUCCACCAAUGGCCCCUCCACCUUCUGAUCAAGGUUUUGAGGAUUCAACAUCAGCCUCAGUGAUGCUUACUGCUACUUCUAUGUCUGUUUUGGUGAUCACGUUUGUUAUUGUGGUGCUGUUAGCACCCUGA